AUGACGACGACAGCGAGCAGCAUAAUAACGCCCAUGGCAUCACCCAUGAUAAGCACAAAUAAUAUUAUGGCCACUACACCUACUGCAAUGACUCCUCCAACAAGGACAAAUGAACAUGAAUUGGCUAACACAACUGGCAGCAGCGCAACAAACUCAAGUUCAGCUAACAACAACAACAAUUUUAUAAAUCCUUUUAAAACUAUCAACACUACAGCAAACUACACCUCCGGCCACAGCAUUCUCAACAGCAACGACACUUACAGUGACGACAGUGAAAUGUUGCAAACCAUCGAAUAUAUUGGCACUGUUUUGAGCUUCUACUAUAUACCCAUCAUUGUGGGCACCGGUUCGAUUGGCAAUAUUCUUUCCGUGUUUGUAUUCUUCAAGACAAAAUUACGCAAACUUUCGUCCAGCUUUUAUUUGGCCGCUUUGGCUGUAAGUGACACUUGCUUUCUAUUGGGUCUCUUUGCCCAGUGGCUGAACUUUGUGGAGGUCCACAUCUACAAUCGUGAAUACUUUUGCCAGUUCUUUACGUUCUUCAGUAAUCUGGCCUGUUUCUGUUCGGUCUGGUUUGUGGUUGCCUUUACGGUGGAACGUUUUAUAGCUGUAAUGUAUCCUUUGAGACGUCAGACUAUGUGUACGGUGAGGAGAGCCAAAAUGGUUUUGGUUGGCUUGACGAUAUUGGGUUGCUUGCAUUGUGCCCCGUUUUGGAUCUCCUCAACGCCAGUGUAUUCGCCCAAACUGGGCACUACAAUAUGUGAUAUUAAAAGUGAAUAUAAGGACUAUAUAACGCUACUUAAUUAUUGGGACACAAUUGUGGUAUUUGCUGUUCCCUUUACAACGAUUGCCAUCUUGAAUACAUUCACCGGUUGUACAGUUUGGAAAUUUGCCACAGUCAGAAGGACAUUAACCAUGCAAAAGAUGAAAACACAACAUUUACCACUACACGGUACAAUGUCAUCUCCAUCAUCAUCCUGUUCGGCUAGAGAAGGUGGUGGUGGAUCAGUGACAGCAGCCCCAGCACCAGCAUCAGCCAAUGCAGCCGCAACAAUGGCACAACAACAGGGUAUUUCAACAUAUCGUCUUGCGACUUCAUCAUUGAAACGACAAAAGACAACAUCUUGUGGGAAUUCAUUACACUCGAAUGGAGAACAGCAUAAUCAUAAUCAUACUCAUCAUCCCCACCACCAGCAGCAGCAGCAGCAAUCACAUCAGCCAGAGCAUCAGCAUCAGCACCACACACAUCAUACACAUCCGAAUCGUGCAACCAUGAUUAAACAUGCUGCAAGUGGUAGCAGUGAUAUAUUCUCAAGAAAAUCAAGAAGAAGAAAAGUUACGAAUUCAUCACAAUUGAAGGUCACAAAAAUGCUCUUAAUUGUCUCAACGGUCUUUGUGUGCUUAAAUUUACCAAGUUUUAUUAUGAGAAUGAUUACGUACUUGGAGACUCAAUCAUCUACAAAUGAAAAGACAACUGUAGUCUUACAGUACAUUUUCCAAUUACUGUUUAUAACAAAUUUUGGCAUUAAUUUUGUGCUGUACUGUGUCAGUGGACAAAAUUUUCGCAAAGCCGUUUUGAGUUUGUUUCGCAAAGUUUCCACAACGCAAAGGGAUGGCACAACACAGAUUACGGUCUCCGAAUAUUAUCGUAAUACCAGCGGUAUUAUUGGAUCGUGUGGCACCAGCACAUCAACGCGUAGACGCAUGAUGACCCAAAAUGUUUGUAAUGAAAUACAUGAAUUGCAGCGUUUAAAAUAA
This is a messenger RNA of Calliphora vicina (urban bluebottle blowfly), 1755 nucleotides long. RefSeq names its product alpha-2C adrenergic receptor-like. Gene Ontology annotation, molecular function: G protein-coupled receptor activity. The transcript has 7 exons. Gene Ontology annotation, biological process: G protein-coupled receptor signaling pathway. NCBI's taxonomy places the organism in Eukaryota, Metazoa, Arthropoda, Insecta, Diptera, Calliphoridae. Bases 1 to 1755 code for a protein of 584 amino acids. The record is from RefSeq and is a predicted model, not a curated record. Gene Ontology annotation, cellular component: plasma membrane.